Molecule: messenger RNA, 1413 nt
Organism: Miscanthus lutarioriparius
Lineage: Eukaryota; Viridiplantae; Streptophyta; Magnoliopsida; Poales; Poaceae
Source: the annotation of a GenBank genome assembly
AUGCGCGGCAGUGAGGUGAAGCCGGGGAAGAGCCAAAAGAGCUCGGCGCAGAGGCACAUCAACGCCGGCUUCGUCGUCGCCGGUCUCCUCAUGCUCCUCACCUACCUCGUCGCUCAGCAUUUCGUGGUCGGCGCCCCCCAUGUUGUCCUUACGGAAGCACAACUUAACAUGGAUAAUGUAAAAGCGCCCGAUGAAACAGUGGUCAUUACAGAGGCACAAAAAAUCAUGGAUAAUAUCAAAGCUCCCGGUGAAACAGAGAAUGGCAAGGUGGUGUGUAACAUGGAGGGCCGCUCGGACACCUGCGAAGUCGACGGCGACGUCCGCACCAACGGCACGGCCCUGUCGGUGACACUCGUGCCGGCGAGCCGGUCGGAGCGCCGCGAGUGGAUGAUCCGGCCGUACUCGCGCAGGUUCGCCAGCCUCAGGAAGGUGACCGUGACGCAGCUGGAGGCCCGGGCCGCCGCGGCGCCGUGCACGGUGACCCACGACAUGCCGGCGGUCCUGUUCGCGAUCGGCGGGUACGCGGGCAACUACUGGCACGACUACGCCGACAUCCUGGUGCCGCUGUUCGUGGCGUCGCGGCGGUACAACGGCGAGGUCAAGUUCCUGAUCAGCAACAUCCAGUUCCAGCCCCGGUGGCUGGUCAAGUACAGCGCGUUCCUUAGGGGGCUGUCCAGGCACGACGCGGUGGACAUGGACGGCGACGCGCAGGUGCGGUGCUUCCCGCACGUCACGGUGGGGCUCCGCCUGGACGAGGAGUUCAGCAUCGUCCCCGAGCUGGUGCCGGGAGACCGCCGCCUCACCAUGGCGGACUUCACCCGGUUCCUGCGCGAGACCUACGCGCUCCCGCGCGGCGCGGUGGCGUCCCGGGAGCAGCCGACGCCGAACAAGAAGCCGCGGCUGCUGCUGAUCCACCGGGGCCACUACCGCCGGAUCACGAACGAGGCGGAGGUGGCGCGGGCGGCGGAGGCCGCGGGGUUCGAGGCGGUGGUGGCGGAGCUGGGCGGCGGCGACGCGGGGGAGGCGGAGCAGGCGCGGGUGGUGAACUCGUUCGACGUGGUGCUGGGCGUGCACGGCGCCGGGCUGACGAACGCGGUGUUCCUGCCGCCUGGCGGGGUGCUCAUCCAGGUGGUGCCGUACGGGAAGAUGGAGCACAUCGCGCGGGCGGAGUUCAGCGAGCCCGCCACGGACAUGGGGCUCAAGUACCUGGACUACAGCGUGAGCGCGGAGGAGAGCUCGCUGAUGGAGACGCUGGGGCCGGAGCACCCGGCGGUGAAGGACCCGGACUCCGUCCACCGCAGCGGCUGGGGCCAGGUCUUCGAGCUCUACCUCGCCAAGCAGAACGUCCACAUAAACGUCACCCGCUUCGCGCCGACGCUGGCGCAGGCGCUCGACCACCUACGCCAGCAGUAG